GUGACCUACUUCAUCGUCAUAGACAAACCAUCUUUUUUACUUCCACGCCCGGCGGCAGCUUGUGCCCUUGGAGAAAAAUUAUUUAUUUUGUAAUUUCAUGAUAAUUACUUAAAAAAUGGAUACAAGGAAGCUGACUGAAAUUUUGCGGGGAACCAUCGAUCCAAAUCAGAGGCAGCAGGCUGAAGAACAGCUUUCGCAGAUUCACAAAAUCAUUGGUUUUGCACCAUCAUUGCUUCAAGUGGUUAUGCUAAAUGAUGUACCGAUACCAGUGCGACAAGCUGGUGCAGUAUACCUCAAGAACCUCAUUUCAUCAGGAUGGCAAGAAAAAGAGCCUGAAGAGGGUGAACCCAUCCCAUUCAGCGUUCACGAUCAGGAUCGUGCCAUGACCAGAGAUAUGAUUGUAGAUGCUAUCAUACAGGCCCCGGAUAUAAUAAGAGUACAGCUGUGCAUCUGUUUGAAAACAAUUAUCAAACAUGAUUUUCCAACUCGCUGGACACAAAUUGUGGACAAGAUCCACAUAUACCUGCAAAACCCUGAGCCUGCCAGCUGGAUGGGUGCCCUUCUUUGCCUUUAUCAGUUGAUAAAGAACUAUGAAUACGACAUUGCCGAGAAGAGAGUGCCGCUAAUAGAAGCAAUGAACCUGCUUCUGCCCAUGAUGUACAAUUUAAUUGUGAAUCUCCAGGCUGAUCAAUCUGUAGAAUCAGUGCUGAUACAGAAGCAAAUACUCAAGUGUUUUUAUGGCCUAAUAAAGUACAUUUUGCCCCUGGACCUGAUUACAAAAGACAUUUUCACAAAAUGGAUGGAGGUGCUCCGCUCAGUGAUGGAGCAACCGGUGCCAGAGACUACACUGCAGGUGGAAGAAGAUGAACGUAUGGAACUACCGUGGUGGAAAUGCAAGAAGUGGGCAGUGCACACUUUGUACAGACUGUUUGAACGGUAUGGCAGUCCCGUGAACGCUCGCGAGGAGUACGUGCAAUUUUCCGAAUGGUAUCUAACCACCUUCACUGGCGGGAUCUUAGAGGUUCUCCUGAGAAUACUGGACCAGUACAGAAACAAGGUGUACAUUUCCCCGAGAGUUCUGCAACAGACCAUCAGCUAUAUUGAUCAAUGCGUGACCCAUGCUCAUUCCUGGAAGCUCCUGAAGCCACACAUGUUCGCCAUUAUUCAAGACGUGCUGUUCCCUCUCAUGUCGUACUCCGAAAGUGACGAAGAACUGUGGGAAACGGAUCCUCAUGAAUAUAUACGAAUCAAAUUCGACAUAUUCGAAGACUUUGUGUCGCCGGUCACUGCCGCUCAGACUCUGCUCGUAUCAUGUUGCAAAAAGCGCAAGGACAUGUUAGGACGUACGAUGCAGUUGUGUAUGCAAGUGUUGACGAGCCAGAACGGCGAGUACGGCCCCAGGCAGCGCGACGGCGCCCUGCACAUGGUGGGCACACUAAACGACUUACUUAUCAAGAAGAAAUUCUACAAAGAAGAGAUCGAUUCUCUCUUGAGCCAGUACGUGUUCCCUGAAUUCCACAGUCCGCUCGGUUAUAUGCGUGCGAGGGCUUGUUGGACUCUGCACUGCUUCGCUAGUGUUCGCUUCAAGAGUGACCAACUUCUCCUUGAAGCUGUCCAUUUGACAGUCACCGCGCUCCUCAAUGAUUCCGAACUGCCUGUCAAAGUCGAAGCAGCCAUUGCCAUUCAGAUGCUACUAUCUUCACAAGAAAAGGUACACAAGUACUUGGAGCCUCAAGUGAAGGCUGUCACUUCUGAGCUGCUCAAAGUUAUUCGUGAGACUGAAAACGAUAACAUAGCGAACGUGCUGCAGAAAAUUGUACCAUUGUACACUGAACAGCUUUUGCCCAUGGCGUUUGAGAUCACUGAUCAUUUGGCAACUACCUUCAGUAAAGUUAUUGAGACAGAUUCUGGAACUGACGAGAAGGCCAUCACAGCGAUGGGUCUUUUGAAUACAAUGGAAACAGUUCUCAAUGUAAUGGAGGACAAUCCUGAGAUCAUGGCUCAGUUGGAGAAGACAGUACUUCGCGUCGUCGGACACAUACUGCAUCACAAUAUUAUUGAAUACUACGAAGAAGCGAUGACGCUGCUUUGCAACUUGACUGCAAAAACUAUUUCAGAGGACAUGUGGAAGGUUCUGGAAAUGCUGUACCAAGUGUUCGAGAAAGAAGGCUUUGAUUACUUCACGGACAUGAUGCCAGUUCUUCACAACUACAUUACAGUGGAUACCAACGCAUUCCUUUCCAAUGAGAAUCAUAUCCUUGCUAUGUUUAACAUGGCUAAAGCUGUACUAAACUCAGAUGCUGAAGACGAGUGCGAGAUAUACGCAGCGAAACUUCUCGAAGUAAUGGUGCUGCAAUGUUCCGGAAAGAUCGACAACUGCCUGCCGUCCUUCGUCGAGUUGGUGCUCAACAGGCUCACCAGGAAGGUCAAGACUUCUGAGCUUAGGACUAUGCUUCUGCAGGUUCUAAUAGCUAUCCUGUACUGCAAUCCUCAUCUGCUGCUUACGAUCCUGGACAAGCUACAGGAGUCCGUGCCCAACGCGUCCAUAACACAGCACUUCCUCAAGCAGUGGAUACACGACACCGACUGCUUUAUGGGAUUGCACGACAGAAAACUAUGCGUGCUUGGUAUCUGCACACUGCUCGAGAUGGGUCCUCAGAGGCCAAACAUUGAAGAGAUUCUGCCGAAGCUGCUGCCAUCUUGUCUGGUGCUGUUCGACGGACUCAAGCGCGCCUACGAGGCGAGGGCUGAGGCCGAUGAAGAAACUUCCUCUGAAGAAGAUGAGGAAGAAGAAGAUGAAGAAGUGUUAUCAAGCGACGAAGAUGAUUUAGAAGAAAUGAACAAUGAAUACCUCGAGAAUUUAGCGCGAAUGGCUGUUAAAAACAGUGCGCAACAUGGAGUCAACAUGACGGCUAAGAUCGAGGACUACGAAGAGAGUGACGAUGUGAGUCCACUAGACGACGAUGAUUAUGAGGAUACUGCGAUAGAAUGCUACACCACUCCCCUCGAUGAGAAGGACUUCCCCGUUGACGAAUACGUCAAGUUCAAGAGCACGCUCCAUGCUCUGUCAACGAGCGAGCCAGCCUUGUACCACGCCCUAACAAGCGGCUUGAACGAGGCGCAACAGAAACAGUUAAAUGCUGUGUUCGUGCUGGCCGACCAGCGCAAGGCGCAACAAGACAGCAAGCGCAUCGAACAGAGUGGAGGCUACAUGUUCACCGUACCAGCGCAAGUCCCGACCAAAUUCAAAUUCGGAUCGUAAAAAAUGUUGCACACAUUUAUCGUUAACGUAUAUCACACUUGUCGAAUAUAUCCUCCAAUUUGCCGCUUACAUUAACUUCCAUUCAAAUAUAUCGGCUCUAAAUUGUUCGUUACACUUGUUAGUAUAGCAGUUAGUUGCAUAAGCUUGGCACUGAAACUGAAAAUUUUAUUAGUGUUGUUGAUCCUACGCAGGCGGCUGGCCGCGGCUUAAAUUUCCAGUGAGGCUAUAAGCUACUAUAAAUAGGCCCUCUACCUUUGUGGUAUUGCAAGCCAGAGACCAAAAGAGGAGCAUAUAUUACAAGUGUGCAUGCCUGAUUUUGUAUGUAUAUUCACAAACGUGAACGAGUUAUAAAUGUUUUGAAUAUUUACAAAGUGAUGAGUAAGUGAAAUAGGAUAACAGUCAAUUUGGAGGGCCUGAUAUUUUAAAUAGAUUAUAUCGCAUUGUAAUUAUUCAAAGUAUUUAAAUACUGAUAUUGUAAUUCAUACUGUCCUUUUUUGUUUAGUGCAUGGAUUUGAUUGAUUUUUGAUGACUGAAUGUUAAAUUAGCAGUUGUCUCUGUCUUAUUACUAAUGAAAGAUCUAUUUCAUUUAAAAUGAGAAUUGAUUUUAAUGCUCCAACUCCACGUUGUUGUUCACAUACACUGCUAUUUAUUGUAAUAGAUACAUUGGGAACUAGAUGUAUCCCUGCGUGUUAUCGGUCAUAUGUACACAAUAUAUAUGUUUGUAGUUAGUUGGGUUCCGUAUUUUAAUGCUCGUUAAACGCCUUCAUUCAUAUUUUAAAGUCAUAUUUAGCAAUACAUAUAUAUUUUAUAGUUGUAGUUGUAUAUUUUUUAUGUAUAUAGGUACAACAUGUCUACUUUCAGAUAAUAUAGGUAUUGCUUUUCCUGUAAAAGAAUUGAUAGUUACAGUCAGAAAUAUAUUAAGUACAUAUCAUUACAUCUCGCUGGCAUGGUAUAUAAUUAGGACAAACACAUACCUCAUGAAAAACCUUCAUUAGACUGUUUAGCUAGAACGUACGGAACCCUGGCAGGAUAAAUUAGCAUUUAUCUAAAAAGAUGUUUAUACAUGUAAGCGGAGUCUAAAAGUUUAUUAAUUACAAAGUGACAAAAAAUAUAAAUAUGCUAUCAAAAUUAUGUUCAGCCAAUGGUAGUGUAAGUGACGAUAAAUGGACUCUUUUUUAAUUAAUUUAUUUACUCUGUUGCCAACCGAAUGAAAUCAAAGUUAUUCAAACUAAAACUGUUGUAGUGAGAGACUGUUGUAAUUAUGUGAAUUCCUUUUGAAUUACUGUCCAUAUAUCCAUUCUUCACGGAAUGUGUAUAUGGUUAAAAUAAUAUUUUAAAUAAUAAAAUGAAAUAAACUGUUUUCUUCACCUCUGACUUUCUACGUCUGAAACUGGCUCAUGAACUUCAACUUUAUCCAAACAGUUAAACUGUUCACUUAAAAUGUACAAGUGUAUGCAAAACUGCAGUUGUACUGACAAUUAAUGCAUUUUGAAUACAUCGUAGAUAAGCAAACUGCACAGAUUAAAACUUAAAAUUGUGCAGUCAAAAAUGAAGAUCAGUAGCUGGCCUAAGGGCAUUUAACUGUAAACCUGCAAUGCUUGUUUGCAAUGUAACAAUGUUUCUCACUAACGUGUUUUAUUUUUUAUUAUGUUUUUUUUUCGCAAUAAGUAUAAAAUACAAUGUUUUAUGCAUAUACAAUGUGCAUUGACUAAUCUGGUAGUUGUCGUUCAAUCGUACAUGUAUUAAGUUUAAAAAAAUUAUAAUGCUGUUGGCAAAACUUUGUUAUUUCUGUUUACUGCUGUGAAGAUAAUUGUUUUGGUUAUUACGGAAAAAAGAUUUUUUCAGCGUAAGACAAUAUAGAUCGAAUCGAAUUUGUUUGUUGGCAGUUAGCAAAGUUUUCAGUGAUAAAUAUGGUAAGGGUUAUUUACGUUGCGAGCGCUAAUUGUACUCUGAAAUUUUGUAUAAUAUAUCUGCAAGAUUGUCAAGAAAAGUUAAUGGUAAUAUUACCAAAAUGACGUAAUGAUAAACUGUACAUUGUGUAUAACAUUUUGAUUCGUCACCCAAUAGUUGUUAAUAUGUUAUUAAUUCUGAUAUUCAUCGUCAGACUAGAUUGUUGGUAUAUACGUACACAGUUUGUUGGUUACCUUUAAAUUGUUAUUUAAUUGGAAAUGCUAAUAUUUCAUGUUGAUUUAAUGAGGCACAAUGAUGGAUAGGCACUAACUUUGUUACUGUAUUUUCUGGCUGAAGGUGUGAUAAGACUGUUUUGACCAUACUAGUGAUUACAUGCUGAUGGAACAUUUGUCUUGUGAAAUCAGGGAGUGGUUGCCUCAUGGAGGCGACACACCAGUCUCGAACAGGCUUCUAACAUCUGACAUAGUAUGGUUCGAUAAUAAUGAGAGUAAGAGAUUAGAAUGUAAGCCACCCGUAAAAUGGGCUAAGCUCGUAUAUUUUUUAUGUAAUUAAUCAGCCUUAACUCUGAAAGAAAAUUGCCAGGUCUAUGGUUUUCAAUAUCAUAUUGACUUUUAUACAAACAGAUAAUAUGUACAUUUUAAAGUUGUACGAAAAUGUCUAAGGUGUCCGAUCUCAUAAGCGUCAUACUUACCCGAAUACCAAGUGAUGUUGAUUAAUUUAUGUGUUUUAAAUUAUGUCCAAACUUGAAUAAGAUGAGGUUCACAAUGAGAUUGAUUUAAUUUGUAUCUUCUAUUGAUACAACCAAUAUUACAAAGUUAUUGUGAAGUCAGAAUAUCGGAAUAAUGCUUUUGCACACUUCACGGUUGUUAUUUUGUUCUAAAUGGUUGGUUAGUGUCCACCAAUCGAAGAAAUAUAUUACGUCAAUAUUAUUAUAAGCGUUACUAAACCGCAUGAUGUCUAAUAGAACUUACUGUCAUCACUGAUUUGUCUGUGUGAUUUGUAUUAUUAUUAUUCUAUAUCGCAGCUUAGAUGUAUACACGAUUAUAAAUAAUCUGUAUUUUCUAUAAA
Messenger RNA from Helicoverpa armigera (cotton bollworm), 6241 nucleotides. RefSeq names its product importin-7 (gene msk). Gene Ontology annotation, biological process: protein import into nucleus. Gene Ontology annotation, cellular component: cytosol; nuclear envelope. Bases 116 to 3262 code for a protein of 1048 amino acids. The record is from RefSeq and is a predicted model, not a curated record. Lineage: Eukaryota; Metazoa; Arthropoda; Insecta; Lepidoptera; Noctuidae. The transcript has 14 exons. Gene Ontology annotation, molecular function: small GTPase binding.